Molecule: messenger RNA, 3015 nt
Organism: Cylicocyclus nassatus
Lineage: Eukaryota; Metazoa; Nematoda; Chromadorea; Rhabditida; Strongylidae
Source: the annotation of a GenBank genome assembly
UUUUCAGUGAUCAGACGAAGCGAAGGGUAUAAAAUGACGCAGGAAAGCGACGACCUUCUCGCAAUGGUGUUCUCGGCACCAAUCAACUUGCCUCCGACACAGGUCAAAAGCGAAGGUGGUGAUGUAGUCGUGACAUCCAGCACCACAGUCGAGACCCAUGAAACUGUGGUACAUGCUGAAUCAAAGCAAACAUCGUCUUUUCACCAGGAAAGCCAUUCGGAAAGUCAUCAGUUCUCGUCAGGAGGGCACAUUGAGGAACAUCACAGCAUUGUGGAAAGCGAGCGAGACCGUACGGCAUCAAACGCUAAGUCAGCAGCUUCAUCUGUUUCUAUGCACAAGACAACAGAUGCAAUAGGUGAAGCAAAAGCGGUAUUGUCACAGUCGUACGGCAUGGCCAGAGGAAGAGUUGCGAGCGAUGACGAUCGGUCCUCCAUGGCUAUGAUGUCGAGUGAAAGACUAGUUGAUGCUGCUCCACCAAAUACUAGCCUUUCGGUCAAGAGCGAAGCGUCUACGACCGUGGUUCCAGUGCGCAGCUCGGAUCACGACGCAGUCAUUGAGCAGUUCAAAAAUUUGCAUCGACGUGAGGACAGUCAAACAAAGCUGGAGGGGCUCGAGGUUUUAGUGUACCAGGAGUUCGAGGGUGUACCGCUCGGAGCAACGGACGCCGUCCAAGUUGAACCCCAGAGGGUGCUCUACAAGGACAGGGACGUCUCUGUGCAUGCCGAGAGCGAGGGAGAACCAUCCUUCACAUUUGACAAGGUCGACUAUCCAGCAGAACCUGUGGGAACCGACUACUUCACGGACGAGCCACAGUUGGAUGUCUAUCGCGAGGAGAAGACUGCCACCACCACGACUACUCGAGUUGAGACCAGUGAUUACAAGAAUGGCUAUAGGAAGGAGACUCAAAGCUCGAAUGCCUCUUCGAUUAAGGAGCCUGCUCCGCAGCAGCGCUCUUCUCAGGCUCAGUGGGGCAAAGAAAAACCAUACAAUCCCUACGCGGAGGUGGUAGAGUCGAAGGAAUCACUCAACAAAUCAGACGACGAAGUGUCAGUGCCACAUGUGGUUCGUCCCAGAGUCCGCGACGAUCCUCGGCCAGUGGUACUCGAUCGAGGAGUUUAUAAGGUCACCGAAUACAAGUUCAAGUCCAGAAGUGACCAAGAUCACGGUGGAGAGUUCAUCGAUGACGAAGCAAAAAGACAGGCCCAGACUCGCUACACAUACGAAGAGCGUAAUCGUGGACGAACGGACACCCAGGAGGAGGUUGAGAUCCGCACUAGAAUGCACGACUCGCCGGCCUCAACCCUCGUUCGCCAGUCAACACGCCCUAAUAUGGAUCUUCCACCAAACACUGGAGCUGUGAAAUAUCUUCGUGACAGGAUAGAAAUGAGCGGAAACAACAACAACGAGCAGAAAAAGACAACAAAACGUAUCGAUAUCUUCGAGAGCUUGAACCAGACUCGUGGAGCCACGAAUCAGUACAAUCAACCGGUCGAGGAGGUGCGCGUCGACGAGAGAGAACUAUACGACCCCUAUGCAGACGUGCAGCGCAGCACUUUCCAGUCGAAACAGUCCGAACAGGCGAACCAACGCGUAGUCAAUCAGACGUCUACAAGGCAAACGUACAUCCAGCGUGAACCGCAAUAUCAGCAGAAGCAGGUCACAAAGACGGUAACUCGUACUACGGGGCAGAACCAACACCAGAAUUCUGGACCACUGCAGUGCACUUGCAACCAAUGUGCCAUACACGGAAAACAGAUUGCAAAUGCGAGUGCGGCGAGAGCCCAGGAAAUGCAAGAACUCUCCUACAAGCCCGCCGGCUACGGGACCUACCAGAACACCCUUACUCAAGGGUCAAACAAGAAAGGAGGCACGGUUGUUGUGCAGAAGACAAUAGCGAACCAGUACGAGGACAACAGGGCACACAAGCGCUCCUCGUCUGUCCAUCACGUUGAGGAUACUACACGCCCAACGGGAGUACAUAUCAGUGGCGUCGUGGGCAAUCCGGUGGACACCAGAACAGCUCAGGGAGAAGUGUACACAACAAGAACUUCCAGCUACGUACCGCAUGAUCGAUAUGAUACUCAGGAGAGGCAGAUGACAUUUUCGCCAGUAUCGUCUCCGACGCCAGUUCCGCUAACGGGCAUGUCCAGAGACGAGAAGUUCAACUCCGUGAGAGUAGUCAAGAACGUGCGCGCUUUCGUCAAUGAAUGGGGCCAAAAGGACUUUGUGCCCCCUGGUAUUGGUGCUAAUGCACCGUUGUCACCUCGAGCUGUGGUUUCUCCCACAUUCUCGGAAACUAGAGUCACGUCGACCAUGCAGCAAAAUGUUACCCAACCUGCGCAGACAACCACUAUAACAACCACGCAAACAAAGCAGCAGACGAUUAUAAACAGAGAAGCACGAGAACUUGGCAAGGGAGAUGCUAAUGUCAAUCAGCAGCUCGUUACGCCCACUGCACCAGUCCCGGCCAAGCGGGAAUCGGUCGUUGUUGCACGUGCACGUUCAGCAUCACCUGCAGUCUUGGAACAUCCACUCUACCACCACGAUUACCACUGCUGUUGCUGCCCAUACAUGCAUCAUGAGCACUAUCCGUGCGCACAUGCUCAUCAACACUGUGAAUUUCUUGCACACCCACCCGAGUGCCCAUACUGUAUCCAGCAGCAGCAGCAGCUUCACCUCCAGCAACCCUAUAAAGCACCGCAGAAAGCGUUGACUUACAAGAGCCAACAAAAAGUUCAGCCGACGCUCAAGUAUGAAAACUACGCUACCAUCCCCAAAGUGGAAGAACAUCGUCUGGGAACCCAACAGCCUCCUGAGGAGCACAGAGAAGCAGAAGAAGAGGAAUCGUUCACACUGGUGCCCGUCUCCGUUCGUCGAGCCGAUUACGAGCAGAAGUCUGGUAUUCCCAAGAAGAAAGUUACCAACAUGAAACCAAUGUUUUCGUUGGGAUUUCCAAACUGUCUCAGUACGUUCCAGAAAUGUGAUAAUAACUUUCAACAAACAACAACUCGAUGA